Messenger RNA from Biomphalaria glabrata, 7068 nucleotides. RefSeq lists its product as uncharacterized. Gene Ontology annotation, cellular component: membrane. Gene Ontology annotation, biological process: immune response. Bases 102 to 989 code for a protein of 295 amino acids. Lineage: Eukaryota; Metazoa; Mollusca; Gastropoda; Planorbidae. The record is from RefSeq and is a predicted model, not a curated record. Gene Ontology annotation, molecular function: tumor necrosis factor receptor binding. The transcript has 10 exons.
CUUCUUCACCUUACAGCUCUUGCAUCGUUUUAGGAACCCUGACAGAAAAUCCGGUUUUGGAGCCUUGUGUGACAGUAGUUUCACGAAACAAGUCUGUAACUAUGGAUCCAAAGCCAAGAAAGCAAGAGAAACACAAAUGGAGGAGUUUUUUAAAACGAUGUUUCUCUGGUCUACCUAUGUCAGUGCUUGCUUUUAUAACAUCAGCGGUAGCUCUUUCCCUUGCCAUCUAUUUUGGGUUCAGUUCUACUUCACAUUCGGCAUCUCAGGAAUCUAGCCCACAUAAAGAGACUGCAUGUGUGGACUGUGAACAAAUACUGAGUGAAUUUAUGGACCAGACGUCACAGAAUGUUCACAUUGAUAGUGUCAACACCAGAUCUGACAGCGUUGAUAAAGAGUGCUGUGUUUCAGACAGCCUGAAAAUAUCAAAGUUUAUUGAAACGAUUCAAAAUCUUUACCAGAGCGACAUAAAUGCUCAAGCAGACACUUACCCAGAGGUCACUAAACCAACAGGACCUAUCAUAGUGCACAAGGGGUUAACGAGUUCAGCGAAAUUAGACGGCAGAUGUGCAGGGAAUUCAGAAAUUCAAAACGGAAACUUCAUGUUGGUGAGUUUUAAUCUGAAUCAGAAAAAAGAUGUUGAGGUUGUGAAGCACAUCAGAGUCACUAACAAUGGUUUAGAGAUAAUUUUCUCAGGGAUCUACUAUGUGUAUAGUAGUUUUAAAUAUCAAGGUAGCAAAGGAAAAUUUAAAGAUCUUCAGACAUUGCAUCAAUUUGUUUAUCGUGAACGAAGACAGAGAUGUGAUUGUCUUUUGAAAACUGCUCACACAGUUUGUCAAGAUUGCCAGGAUAGUAAAGAUACCGCUUUCACGGGCGGAGUGUUUCAUUUGAGACAAGGAGACAUCCUCAGAGUUAUCUCCUCUGAACAAGACACAUUACAAUUUAAUAAUGAAGACAGUUAUCUUGGCGCUCUAAUGGUAACAGCUCAGUGACAGGAUGGACUACAUAUAGAUGGAACACUACUAAAUAUACUUUGUAUAAUUAAAAGAAAAAACAUAGAUUAAGAUCUCAAAUUCAAAUCUAUAGCCAUUAAUGAAUGGUAAUGUUGUAGAAUAUUAUUUUUACCUGUAAAUUUAAUAUUGCUUUUUAAGUGACUUUUCUGGAUGCUUUCGACUAUGCUUUGCUACUUUUUAUCUCAAUUAUUGUAACAUAUUUUUUCUCAAUUUUGAAACUUCUGUGGUUAACUUGUUAUGAAAUGAACUGAAGGUUUUCCAGUCCUUUAUCUCCACUAUUGCAUCCAAAUUUUUAUUUCCCCUCAAAGUGGCAAAAGCCGAAGAUGAAAGAAUGAAAGAAUGAAUGGACCUCAUUCACCAAUCGUAAACAAACACACUGAGUCACGUGCUUCCCAAUUGUUUCUAUACAACUUACGACCUAAUUUGAAACAAUCAAAGAUAUCACGUGACCGAUUUAUUCAUUGUUUUCAUUCAUAGACAUAACAUGGCAAUACUUUAUGGUGGAUAAAGUUCAUUAGUUUGUGUAUUAUUUGAAGACGUGGCGUGUUUAUUGCAUUUCUUACUUUUGUAGGCAUUAGUUGACACAACACACCAGAACACACUAGCGGAUCCAGAACUUAGGAGUGGGGGGGGUGAUUUUUUUCCAAACCCUAACCCUAACGCCCAGUAAACCCUAACCCUAUGCAUAAAUGUGCGUACAGCAUGUAUAUAUAUAUAUAUAUAUAUAUAUAUAUAUAUAUAUAUAUAUAUAUAUAUAUAUAUAUAUAUAUAUAUAUAUAUGAGAAUAAAAAAAGCAGUGUUUCUCAACUUUCGGCUAAAAAAAAAACAGUCAUGUUGAGGCCUUUCUCUUGACAGCUUAGGGGUCUGUAACCCACGUUUUACUUGCAUUUUUUACUGCAGAAACGCAUUCUCCUGAUAUUAACAACUCAUUAUUCAUCAGUGGGGUUCAGGACUAAGCCCCGAUGUCAAAAGCGUUUUCUUGCAUUCUUCAAUGAAGAAACGCAUUCUCCUGACAUCUACAAGUUAUUAUUCAUCCUUUCAAAAAUGAGCUUUUUAAUAAUGUUUUACUUUAAAAAAUAUUCUAAUAUGAAUUUAUAGACCCUUACUGCGUUGCAAAUAAAACGAUUUGAAGAUACCUCACAUAUUUAGAUUAAGCCUUUGAGGAUCGCCGCCGAACGAAAAUUAUUUUUAAAAAAAACAUUUUAAAAAUAGCUCAUUUGUAAGUGUUAAAUUUUGUUUAAUAGGCAUGUUUGUAACUUUGUUUUGUUACAGAACUAUAAUUCAUAGCUCUAACAAAAAAUUUAUUUCGGAAGUGGGAGGAUAAAUUAAGUGGAGCAAUUAGAUUCUACUCUAAAUUUUGUUGAAUUUUUAGGAUUCAAGCAUAAAUUGUGAGCCAUAGUCCCAAAUUUAUUUAACGAAAAAAAUAGCAGAUUGAGUAAAGGUUGGGAAAAGGUGACUAGGAAAUAUUUGGUUUCAGAACCCAUCUCAAUCGUUACUCUUAUACUGAAAAAUAAUUUCGAAUGAAUUCUAAAUUUUCCAAAGCAAAGUUUUUCUUUAAAAAAAAUCAUGAUAAAUUUAUGUGAAAUUACAUAAACUAUGUCGCCAUAUUUGACUAUUCUGUUUUAAAACAUCAUGUUUUCUUCUGGAAAGGGGAGGGGCGAUAGAGUGAAAACGAUUAAACCUCGCUCCUUUUUAUAAUUUCUGCUAAUGAUUGCAUUUGGCAUUAAAGAAUAGGGUUGGGGCGACUCGAUAUAAGAAUUUAAUUUAUAGCAUAUAUAAAUUAUAUUAGUGACAGAUUUUUAUUUUAUUUUGUAAUUUCUUAACUAUAAUACAAAAAGAAAAAUUAUUGGUUUGUCCAACGGGCGGAAGGCGAUUGCAUGUGGGGAGGGCAGUAGAUACAAUCGCCCCCUCCCUUACCUUACCGAAUGGGCCAAAAUUUCAGAAGGGGAGCGACAUAAUUAAAAAAAUUAUAUUUUAAUUCAACUAAUUUUGUUCAAAAAACUAUGAUUUCCCCGUUUUACUUUUGUAGGACCGCCCCCCCCCUCAAAGGGUUUAGGUGGGAAGGGCAGUAGAUGUAUUCGCCCCCCCCCCCCUCACCCAAUCUGCUAACAGGGGGACGACAUAAUGUAAAGGUCGCUUAAAACACCAAUAACAAGUUUUAAUCAUAUAGAUAUUUAAUUUAUUCUGUUAGCAAGCUGUGAUUUCUACAAAUAAAUUGGACCGCCCCCCCCCCACUCGAAAGUAUAUGGGGGGGCAGGAUUGAUGCCCUCGCCCCCUCCCGACCCAACCAAAUCGGCCAACAUACUAGAGGGGGGAGGCGAAAUCAUUAAAAAAUAUGAUGAAACAUAAAUAAUUAGUAUAUAUUAUUAACAUAAGUAAUAACUUCGUGUAAAAAUUGUGUGAAUUCUAUGCUAAAAUGCGUCCGCAGGGGGGGGGGGUGUCGGCCGAGUGUGUGUAUAUGUGGGGGGUGAUCGCACCUAACGCCUCCCGCCCUGGAUCAGCCAGUGCCAGGCCAUUUGUACAUUUCUACACUUGUACACGAAAUGAACGCCCAGUCGUCUAGUAAGCUACCUGUGGGCCCAAUUUAAAUAAUUGGGUGGUCCCUUCUUCCGUAGAUUGAACGUGACAAAAACAAAACCAAUCACUACAUUUACAAUAAGAAUUCCUUUUCAUGUAAAUCAGUAGUUUGUUUCUUCUUACAACAGGCAUUUUUUUUUACAUGUAGAUCAGUAAUUUCUUACAAUAGGCAUUCUUUUUACAAGUAUAACAGUAACUUCUUCUUAGAAGUGUUACAUGAUAUAAAUUUGAAUUACCUGCCCAUUUAUACAUUUUUUUUUUAAUUUGACUCCUGAUGAUCAUAGGCCCAGUGCAAUGCGCUUGUUGUAGGCCAGGCCACUGCUCAGAUACUGCCACCACAUCACCGAUAUUACUCACAUUCCUAAGGGCAUUUGAAAACUACGUUUCUUCUUUUUGUUUCUUCUAACAUUCUAAUUAAUCUGGAUUUUUUCUUUAUAUUAAGAUGUUUACUUUGUUCUCUCUUUUUUUUUAUUAACCUUCAAUUUUAAACAUGUUUUUUAUUAACUAUUAUUUAGUACGUUCAGAUGUAAUAUCUCGUUUUAUCAUAUUUUUCAAUAUAUAGUUUAAUCUAAAUGUUGUCACUGCCAUUCAAAUUGAUAUAAGACUAAACAGACAUUUAAGAAGUUUUAUUUUUAUGAAAGUAAUUAAAAUAAUCAUUUUUAUUAAGUCAUUUUUAUCAUUUACUAUGUAAUAGUGCAAUUGAAACGUAAACAAACGAAGAGAUCGGACCCAAAGAUUCACUUGCUAAGGUAGUUGAAGUCAUCAGUAGGCAGUUUGGUCUAUCACGCAAAAGUCAAUGAUGAUUUUACCGACACAAACAUUAUCUGGUUUUAUGAGUGGGCAUUGAGUCGUUCGAAUUAGUUACUAGAAGUGUUCUCAAGUAAACGUUAGUCAUUGUGAGGGACACACAAACUGAUAUUCGGUCGUUAGUGUGAAGGUCCAAACAGCUGAACCGGUGUAGGUCUAUUAUAUUCUUAAUUUAGAACUUCAAAUAGACUAGAACAGACUUAAAAACAAGAAAAAAAAAUUUUUUUUGUAAAACUCCUCCUCCUUUAUACGAUUAUUUUGAUUUGAAUAACUAAUGAAUUUUAAAUGUAAAAGAAAUGUGUGGGUUUUUUUUUACACUUUUUACCUCCCCCCCCCCCCCCCAUGAAACACCAUGGUUAAGCGAAUGUAUAAACCUACAAGAUUGUUUAAAUCUCCUAAUGAUAGGCCUUUAGAUCUAGACUUCCAAGAGGCUUCGAAACGUCUUUUCAUUUAUUAAACUCUGUAAUGAAUAGGGUCUGCAUGCGGUAAUAACCGCAGAAGUAAUCUGUCCAAUAAACAUUUUCUAGUUCUCUAGCCAUUUUUUUUACUUUGAAAAAUUAUUGCGUCAAGCUAGAGUUUUCCCAGUGUGGCCAAACAGCUAAUAAUUCUUUUCCUAAAGAUAUAAACCAACUGUCAAAUUUCCAGGAAAAUCGUUAAGGCCGUUUUUGAGAACCGUGUCAACCUAGGUUCCAAGUUUUUGAUGUUUUAUGUUUUGCCGAUGAUUUUGCAAGCUGAAUAGAGGAAUUGUAAAAUUAUAAUGUAUUUUUGUAUAACUUUGAUAUAAGUAUUAUUAACAAAUAUGCAUAUCUUUCAACUUCAAUAGAGAUGGAUGUAGAAACAUAAAUUAAAACAAGAAAAACAUCUUAAAAUAUUUUUUUAAAGACAAUACCUCCUUGACACAUCUCAUUGAGGGAUUUUUUUUUCUCUUAAAUAACUAAAGAAUGUUAGUUUUUAGCGGCCCCCGAAAGGGGAAAAGAUGCUAUUAGUUUGUGUGGCCUGUCUGUCUGUCUGUCCCUCCGUCCGGUUUAAAUCUCAGAAACUAGAAGAGAAAAUGAAAAUCGGACAUCAUGAUAUUUUAGAUCAUUCAAAGUUCUUAUGCAACGGCUGUUUUUUUCUUUUCCGAAAGUGAACCAUCUAAUUUUUUAAAUUAUAUAUGCCAGCAGAUUUUUCAAAAAAUUACACCACUUUUCAAUUGAAAAACUUCAGGGAAGAUAACUUUUUUUAAAAGGUCAUAGACUUCUUUAUUAAUAACUCAAGCUUCAUUCAUAGAUUCGCGCAUUGGUACAAAUAAAUUGCAUCUAAGGUCACUAUAGAAAAUGUGUCAAUAGAUCAUUAUAAAAUAUAUUUUCCAUUUAUUAACUAACUCAUUGAAUAGAAUACUGAUUCCAAUGUUGUUUUUAAAAAUGAAUUUUGAUACGAACUUCGUUUUAGUUAUAAGUUUUAAAAAUAACGAACUAUACUUAAGUACAGCGCGCAGUUUUGACAUAUCCUUGUUAAAGGGGCCUACGCCUGACAGUCUAAAUAAGACUAAAUACAGCCCAGAUCUAGAUUUAUUUAUAAUUUGAACAAAAUUUUAAUUAUUAAGGAAAUAACUUAUCUUCUGACAGCUUAGGUGUACAGAUUUUUAUUUAUUCUGUAAACAGUAGUUUUACAUUAAUAAAUGAAUACGAACAGCAUAUAGUUGACCAUUACUCGGUAGCAAAAGGCCUACUAUUCGUGAUCAUAACAUUGGCUUAGCUCUAGGUCUAGUAAUUUUAAGAUUAAACGUGUAAAUUCAUACGAGUUCUAAUCUAGAUAUAGUAGAUUCUAUAUCUAGUUCUAGAUCUAGAUCUAAAAUUAGAUCUACACUUAGAUCUAGAUCUAUAUUCUAUACUUAGAUCUAAUUCUAGAGUCUAGACGAGACUUAGAUAUAUUUCUAGAUCUACUCUCAUAUCUAGUUCUAUACCUAGACUUAGAUCUUGAAACUAGAUUUAGAUCUAAAACUAGGUCUACAUCUAGCUAGAUCUAUGUCUAGUUUGUAUGACAAAUGACAGUGGAGAUACUAAUUGUUGUUUGCGAGGGGAAAGUCUUAUUGUUAAGUCGUUUGUACACUACUGUAAGAAAAAUAAAUCUUUUUAAGUUUCUCUUUAUUACAUGUAACAUGUUAUUAAUUUUGAAUGUAUGGAUAAGGUUAAUAAUUAUUAUUUUAAAAAUAUAUAAGUGUACGCUAAAUGAAUUUAUGGAGAUGCUGUGGCUGAGGGGUAAAGCACUUGGAACUGGAAGUCCCGUGUUCGAAUCCUGCUGAAGACUCUAGGUAGACCACUUCGGCGGCCGAUUUUGAGUUUGUGUUUCCACAUAAACUGUCUUUGUAACCUUGUUUUUUAAAUGGUUCGAUUUUUGUUGAAUGGAACAUUUUCUACUCACAUAAACUACAUAGAACACAAACAAUUUCGUUCAAUUAUCUGCCCGAUGUUGUUGGAUAUUGAGGCAGAAAAGAACACCGCUGGUCUACAAGUUUGGAAAAUUGGGAAAUGCGAUGCGGCUGAUAAAAGAUGUUGCCGAAAAAAAAUAACAGGUCAAAGUAGACUUUGGACUCUUUCGAAUUCAGUUGAUCAUUCUGUAUAUAUUGUGAGUAUAAUAUUGAUAUAUAUUUGUGAUUUAUUUUAAAAUAUGAAAUAAAGUUUUGUUUUAUUAA